AUGCAGAAUUCAAAACGGGAUGUCUACCUAGGAGCAUAUCUGAAUGAUGCACAUUGGCAAAUGGUCAUCCUUUUGCCUAAGGAAAAUCUUGUCGUCUGGUUUUGUUCCUUGCAUAAUAGGCUAGACAACUACUUGAAAGGAAUAAUUAACAGUGCUUUGAAAGGACUUGACGAUACUCCACAACCUAAAUCCAAGGUUGGUGCUAGGUGGAUUGUUGUUAAAUGUAAUCGAAAAAAAGGAAGCAUUGAGUGUGGCUAUUAUGUGAUGCACUGGAUGUCAACUAUAAUCUUAGGAAGUUUCAAGAAUAAUUGGGAAAUGUAUUUUAAUGAUGUUAGACCAUUGGAAGCAGAGAGAUUGAAUGCACUUCGCAUCCAAUGGGCAAAGUAUUAUCUCAAAGUGAACCUUGGAGCACGCAAUGCUACACCCGGUCCGCAGGAUCUAACCCCAAACUAG
Molecule: messenger RNA, 453 nt
Organism: Glycine soja
Lineage: Eukaryota; Viridiplantae; Streptophyta; Magnoliopsida; Fabales; Fabaceae
Exons: 6
Coding region: 1-453 (150 amino acids)
Source: RefSeq, a predicted model, not a curated record